Messenger RNA from Dipodomys ordii (Ord's kangaroo rat), 3317 nucleotides. RefSeq names its product sorting nexin 4 (gene Snx4). The coding region runs from base 34 to 2199 and encodes 721 amino acids. The record is from RefSeq and is a predicted model, not a curated record. Gene Ontology annotation, biological process: protein transport. The transcript has 17 exons. NCBI's taxonomy places the organism in Eukaryota, Metazoa, Chordata, Mammalia, Rodentia, Heteromyidae. Gene Ontology annotation, molecular function: phosphatidylinositol binding.
UGCGCCCUGCGUUCACCGCGCCGAACUGCAGCUAUGGAACAAACACCUCCGGACCCCGAGAGGCAGAUGCAGCCUGCGCUCCUGAAGCCGCCUGGUCACCCCGACUCCGGGCUGGAGGCUGCGAUUCGUGAGGAAGCCGAGGGGGCCCCGGAAGACAGCUCUGGGUUGGGCACGAUGACAGAAAAUAAUUUUUGGUUGAAGAAGAUAGAAAUCAGUGUUUCAGAAGCAGAAAAGCGAACUGGAAGAAAUGCCAUGAACAUGCAAGAAACCUAUACUGCUUACCUUAUUGAAACAAGGUCAGUUGAACAUGCUGAUGGUCAGAGUGUCCUAACAGACUCACUGUGGAGGCGGUAUAGUGAGUUUGAGUUGUUAAGAAAUUACCUUUUGGUUUACUAUCCACAUAUUGUUGUGCCACCUCUACCAGAAAAACGGGCAGAAUUUGUUUGGCAUAAACUUUCUGCUGACAACAUGGAUCCAGAUUUUGUUGAGAGACGGCGGAUUGGCUUAGAAAACUUCCUCUUGAGAGUUGCUUCACAUCCCAUCCUUUGUAGAGACAAAAUCUUCUAUUUGUUUUUAACACAGGAAGGUAACUGGAAGGAGACUGUGAAUGAAACUGGGUUUCAGCUGAAGGUAACUAUUUGUGUAAAUGAUUUGCCAUCGCCCUUUAUGGUCAUCCGAUUGAUUCUGGUGGUCCACCUUGUCAGGCAGUUCAUGGAUGAAGCAGAUUUUCAGCUUCUUCUUGGGCACCUGUGUGUCCUGCUCCCUGUCUCCAUGCACUUCAUGGUUCCAGCUCUUGGGGAAGAGGACAUGUCUGUGGAACGCAUCCUGCAGCUGGGUCACCUGAUCUUUCAGCUCUCGGUUAUGCAUGAGUGUGCAUUUCAUAGUCACAUGUUCUUAUUCCAUUGUCUUGAGGAUCUUGUGCCGAUCCUCAGCAUGCUGAUCCCAAUCCUCAGCUUUCUUCAGUAUCCACAGCCACUGCUGCUGCCCCAGGUUCUGGAGAUUGAGGCUCCGGUUUUCCUGUAUCUGGAUGUGAAGUUGUUCCUCCGGGUUCUUGAACUCUUUCUGCAAGUGGAAGGCCUGGGCCUGCAGCUGCUGCUCAACCUGAGAUGGCCCUGCAAUGCAGGGGCUGCAGAGGCGGCAGCUCUGCCAGCUGCUUUCUCAGUUCCAACAGCUCUAGGUCCAACAGCUGCCUCACCCCUUGCUCUUUCUCCUCUCUCAGUUGCUCAUCUGCUCCAAGAGCUGCUGGACCUUCUCCUGCCACCUGGAUCUCUCCACCCUCAGAAGCACUUCCAGCUUCUGCAGCUCAGUGUUCUCUUCCUCCAGGUCAUCACAGCUUCUGGCCUUUUCCUGGAACUGCACCUUCACGUUAUUCAGGGCUUUUGGCAUUGGCAGACAGGCCAGAGAAAUGGAAGUGAAUUGGAUAAUCCUAAGGAGGUAGAACUGAUGGACUGGAUGAUUAGUAGACGGUAUGGAAUGAAGGAGAAGAGAAGGAACUACAGGAGGUUUACUGAACUAAAACACUACAGUGAUGAACUCCAGUCUGUCAUCUCACAUCUUCUUCGCGUGAGAGCUAGAGUAGCCGAUCGACUCUAUGGUGUAUAUAAAGUACAUGGGAAUUAUGGGCGAGUUUUUAGUGAAUGGAGUGCCAUAGAGAAAGAAAUGGGUGAUGGGUUGCAGAGUGCUGGCCACCAUAUGGACGUGUAUGCAUCUUCUAUUGAUGAUAUUUUAGAAGAUGAAGAACAUUAUGCAGAUCAGUUAAAGGAGUAUCUUUUCUAUGCAGAAGCACUGAGGGCUGUAUGCAGGAAGCAUGAGCUUAUGCAGUAUGACUUGGAGAUGGCGGCCCAGGACCUGGCAUCAAAGAAGCAGCAGUGUGAGGAGCUGGCCACUGGGACUGUGAGGACAUUCUCUCUAAAAGGAAUGACGACCAAGCUCUUUGGUCAAGAGACUCCAGAACAGAGAGAAGCCAGAAUAAAGGUGCUAGAGGAACAAAUAAAUGAAGGAGAACAGCAGCUGAAGUCUAAAAAUCUGGAAGGCAGAGAAUUUGUGAAAAAUGCAUGGGCUGAUAUUGAACGCUUCAAAGAACAAAAGAACCGAGACUUGAAAGAGGCCCUCAUAAGCUAUGCCAUUAUGCAGAUCAGUAUGUGCAAAAAGGGAAUUCAAGUUUGGACCAAUGCUAAGGAAUGCUUUAGCAAGAUGUAAUCCUGUGAAAUGAAUUUCUCUUCAAUCAAAGUGCCCCAAAACAGAAGCACAAAUAAAUUAAAGAAAUUUAAGUUGCUAUCUGGUAUACAUAAGAAUAUAUAAGUUGAAUAAAUUCAGCUUCUUUAACUGAUUAUGGUUGUGUUCAUAUAGCACAAUGGAUGUAUUUUAAUGAAGAUAAAACAUUAUAAUUUGAGGUUUUGGGGACUGGUGCUGAUUCCAAAAAGUUAAUUUAGUAAUAUAUACCAACAGCUAGUUUGUCAGCUUCUUAAGCACUGACUGGAUGUCAAGGCACUAAUGAGUCUCUCCAUGUUCUGCUCAUCGCCCGCUGUUUCAGCUGUGUCCAUGCCUGGAGCUCCCGGCCAUUCCAUUCACUUGUCACUAGGGAACACCCUCUACCUCUUUCAGAGGGUGACUUUUUUUUUCCUCUUGCCUUAUAGUUGAGCUAUUUGGUUUGACAAAGCUCAGCAGAAAUUUAUUGUGAAAUCAAAUAUUUUUCAUCACAUUCAUCAAAACCCCUUUAACACCUGCAAGUAUAGAAAAUGCCUUUAGUUUAUGUUUUACCAGUAUUUUGAUACUGCUCAGAAAUUUUAUACUGCCAACAAAGAAGUCUCAACUUCUCAGAUACAAACUGGAAUGCAUUGCUGUGACCCAGAGGUUGCGAUCGAGGAAGUUUCAGUGAGUAUUCUUACCCUCAGAUAAUCCCUAACCUUAGUCAUGAGCCUUAGUUUCCUGUGCGUGGCUCCGCACGUGGUGUUCCAGGGCCCAUGGCGUUUCAGGGUACAAGAUGUAGCAUCCCCGAGUAUAAGCUGCGUGGGGUGAACACUCAUGCUGGCACCUUCAUCAUGGGUGUCCUUCUUGUCUGUUGCUUGGCUGUGAUCUUUUUGUAAAGAUAAAUUAUAUUGCUUUUUUAUGUGUGUGUUUGUGAUAAAUGUUGGGAAGCCAAGCAUUCUCAUUUUGCUAGCUUUGCAAAAUCUUAAAUGUGUAUUCAUUAUUUCUAAUGAUGUUUUAAAACAAAAUAAUACUGUUUAACAUUUGACUUUUUUACAUGUUUAAAAUGUUGCUGGAAUUUUGUGCUGUUUGCCAAAAUUAUAUGAUAAAUAAAUGAAGUAUUGUGCUGA